CUGCGGAAGGAAGGAGUUAUUUCGUUCUAUGCUUUGCAUCUUUACCGCUUGCCAAACAGUAGGAUUUGGAAAAAUGAAACAUUGGAAUUGUUCGAAAGGAUACCAUCCUUGUGAUACUUAUCAGGAUGCAAAUUCGUAGAAAUAAUUUUAGGUAUAUUUUAAUGACGACGACGCUACUUUUUCUUUCGGAUUGGAAGGAAAGUCUAACAGGGAAGGGCCAAGGGCCAAGGGGGGCUGAAUAUAUCAAAGUGUUAGAACGAUUCGAGAGGGGCAUUGUUCAAAUGUACUUGCCAUCACGUGAUAGCGCGGGAGAGGAAAUGCAAAAUCAUUCUUGCGGGAACGAACUUAUAAGUGGACCUACUCUAGAAACGACGUGGCUGUUUAGAAAGAAGGGGAAGGUUUUGAUACAUUUAUUCGUUAAAAAAGAUAUCAUUCUACCGGAAAGAAUUUUGCAGAGCGAAAUUUAUGACUGGAGUGAUUCACGUGUUGUACGAAGUGCUUCUGGCUAGGCCCAACUGAUGUAAACAGGCAAGACACUGCCACGGAGAUACUAGUUCCUUGUUUGUUUUCAAGGGCCAGAUGGAUGGAAUUUGAUACUUUUAUACAGUUCGUAUAGUAUUUAGUAAACUGCAGGCGGUCAAAAGAGACUGUUUACCGGAGCUGAUGGCAGGUUCAAGUGUGAAGGUUGCCGUUAGGGCAAGACCAUUGAAUAAGAGGGAGAUAGAUUUGGGUGCUGAGAUUAUUCUGUCGAUGGAAGACAAAAGCGUGAAGAUUGUGAAUAAAAAGGUAAAACAUGAUUUGUCCUUGGAUCAACAUGUUGUCAAGAAUCCCUUCUAUGAGAAGCAGUUUUCAUUCGACUAUGCCUAUUGGUCAGUUUCUGAAAAUGAUCCACACUACACACGACAGGAUCAGAUUUACAGAGACUUGGGAGAAGAUGUUGUCCAGUCAGCUUUGCUUGGUUACAAUGCCUGCAUCUUUGCAUACGGACAAACAGGAGCGGGCAAAACCUUCACAAUGAUGGGCAGUGGAAAGAAUACAGGUCUCAUUCCGAGGAUAUCGGAGAAGCUGUUUACAAGUUUGGAUUCCUCCAGCGAAACUUCGUCAAGGGUUGAAAUUAGCUAUAUCGAAAUAUACAACGAGCAAGUUCGAGAUCUGCUGAGGUCUGCCCGGUCCAAAGACAAAAAGCCGGACAAUCUUCGAAUAAGGGAGCACCCAAAAGAAGGGCCUUUUGUGCAAGGAGUUACCGUUCACCCAGUGUCAGAUUUUGCGCAGAUGGAACACUUCAUGAACAUUGGGAAUGCUGCAAGAGUCACUGCUUCAACAAUGAUGAACGAUACCAGUAGCAGAUCUCAUGCUAUAUUCUGCAUUAAAUUUACUCAGGCCAAAUUUUCCGAAAAUGUUCCAAGUGAAACUGUGAGCAAAUUGAAUCUCGUCGAUUUAGCCGGCAGCGAAAGAGCAUCUGCCUCUGGUGCAACUGGGGUGCGGCUAAAAGAAGGUGGAAGCAUUAACAAGUCUCUUUCAACUCUGGGACUAGUCAUUUCAGCACUAGCUGAAAAGUCGACAAAUCUUUCCAAUACCACUGGUUCUAUCAGAAAGUCUACAUUUGUACCAUACAGGGACUCAGUCCUGACAUGGCUUUUGAAAGACAGCCUUGGGGGCAAUUCAAAGACAAUAAUGAUUGCAGCAAUUUCCCCCGCAGACGUGAAUUAUGGCGAGACCCUAAGCACUCUUAGAUAUGCUAGCCGUGCUAUGAAGAUUGUUAACAAACCUACAAUCAACGAGGAUCCGAACGUCAAGCUCAUUAGGGAACUGCGAGCCGAAAUAGAAAGACUGAAGGAAAUGAUUCUAAACAGUUCUGCGAAGGAUUCUUAUUCAAAGACUGUUAAUGAAGCUAUCGAAGCUAAACUGGCAGAAGAUGAGCAAAAGGCCGAAGAGCUUAUCCAAACGUGGAAAAACAAAUGGAAUGAGACACAAACAAUAUGUCAGGAAGAGCAGCUGAUCAUGCGGAGGAGAGGGAGGCAAACGUUGUUGAUAUCAGAGAAGCCACAUCUCGUUGGCAUUGAUGUCGACCCGCUGAGUGCAGAAAUCGUCAUCUAUCGCCUAGAAAAUGGAGUUACUGUCAUAGGGUCUGAAGAUUUGACAGAAGAGCAAGGAAUUGCGUUAUAUGGUUCAGGUAUCGAUAAAGAGCACUGUCUGAUUAUCGUCAACAAAAAUGGAACUGACGUUUUAAUAAAACCUAUCUCGGCAAAGUGCUAUGUGAACGGAAAUAUCGCAGAAGGUGAACAGAAAUUGAACCAAGGAGAUAUCAUACAAUUUGGCGACUGUCUUAAAUUCAGGUUCAAUAAUCCAAAGGAGGCUGAAUUGCUGAUUGAGAAACGGAGGUCUGGAAACUUCUCUCUCGCGUUCUCGAUGAGUUAUUCCAAAGACCGAAGUCUAGAUUCCGGCCUCAGCUGUCCGGAUGAUGACCUGGAUCUAAACGAAAAUGAAAAUUUGACACCGCAGGAUGUCAUCUCCAGUGUCAGCUGUCCGGAUUUUGAUGGCAAACAGAGAAGAGCAGCAUCAUUAAAUGCCGAGUCGCAGACAAGCCAAAUACACCCGAAACUGCGACGAACAGCAUCACAUUCUCCCCUGUUGCCAGAGACAAGCAGGUUUGAAGAUUCUUUUGACAAGUUUGGAGAGUCACCACCCAAAGUGACAAAAGCACCACUUCGGACUUCAACUCCUGUUUCAAAAAAUUUCCGGCGAUGGUCACAGGGCGACAGCGGCGAUAAGCACCUUUUUGCUGGAAGAAUAUCUUUGGCUGAUCGAACCUUGUCUUUUAACACGGAGGAUUUCGAUGAGAAGAGAAACGUUGUGCGUGAUAUGAUGAACAAAUAUAGAAAAAAAGAAGUGGAUCGUAUAGAAAAUGACAGGCAAUUUCGCAGAAAAGCAGAUCAAGAAAUGGAACGAUUGAAACAAGAGAAAAUAAAGUUGGAAAACUUGCUAAAAAAGCAUCAAGAAAACAUGGAGACUGCAGAUGUAGAACUAAUGGAAUGCAAAGACAAUUCGAAGGUGCAGAAGGCUGAAAGAAGAGCGGUUGUAGAAGGGUAUGUUGAUCGGAUCGUCGAAUCGAUGAGAAAAAAGACCCGUGCGUCCCCGGAAUUGGAAAGGGAUCUUCAAAAACGAAAAUUUCAAAUACGGAGUAAAGUUGAAGAAUUUUGGAAGAAAAUGGACCUUUAUGAAAACUGUUUACUUGGUAUUGAGUUAGAAAAAAAGAAGCAAAGAAAUUCAAACCUUGGUAAGGAAAACGGAAAAGGUAAAUUAAGAGCAGUGAAAAGUGAGCCUGUUCGCUCAAAGCGUCCUGACAGCAAUAAUAAGGAGCAGAGAAAGAUCCUUGCGGAACUCCUUUCAAGACAUAAAGAAGCUCUUCUUAUUAAUGAGAAAAAGUUAGAACAUAUUGAUACAUCAGUAGAUGUCUGCGAGAAAAAGUAUGCAGAGCGAUUGCAGCAAGGUUUUACAUUGCUGAAAGAACUGAAGGACCAAAAGGUUCUUACUGAAAAUCUUAUUGAACAAGAAAAGUCUCCCGAGGAAGCACGUUCGAGAGCAGAUUCUGGCCGUGUGCACACUUUGAGGUACGUUAAUAGUGUCAGUAGUCCGCUGCAUAUUGAACAGGAAGUUGGAAUGGCGGCAGAGAACAGUGCAAAAACGAUGUUUGAAUUUGAAAACGCGUUUGAAACUGGGACACAAGAUGAAAUGCAGCAUAUAUCUGCAGAUAUUAGGCAUCGAAAUUUGUCUAAGACUCCUAGCAAAUGCGAGAGGCUAGAAGUAAGGAAAGAUAAAUAUGAAAAUAUGAUAAAGGAUGCUGAAAGGUCGAUCUUAGAGCUGAAAAAUGCAAGGGCUUUGGAGGCAGAUCAGUACAGUAUAGAGAAGCAAGAUACGUUAGAUCUUUGCAAGAAAAUAGAAAGAAGAAUAGAGGAUGAUCAAGCUAGAUUGACAGCUCUUGCAAGGGAAAGUGACUGCAAUGGGGAGCUAAUCAAAUCUGACGUUAAUUCAGAGAGAGAGCAGCUUCUCCAAUCGAGAGUAAAAGUGGCUGAUUUAUUCGAAAAGUCAUUGCAAGCUAGUCUGAAAGAUGCGACUUCCGAGAUUAAAGAAUUGCACAGAACGAGCUGGGGUGGGUUCGGCCUUUCCAGGGCACACAAAUAUGCGGGCAUUAAUGAGUUUAUUGACUGCGUAAUGAAGUCUGUAGAGAUCUACAACCUUGAAGAAAUUGCCGAGAAAGAGUCAGAGCUUGUUGUCUUGAAAAAAGAUGUGGAUACGACGAAUGCAAGGCUGAGAGAGGUAGAGGAAAAAGAGGCAUCGUUACAGGUUAAGGUUUUGAAUCAAAUGGAAAAACGAAAAGUUCGUUCAGACUUAUCCAGAGUAAAGCAUUACCAAGAGAUAUCCAGAAGUGUCGAGCAACUUAUUGCAGUUUCUGAAGGCAAAGAUCCCACUAAAUCUUCGCUGCAUUUGUCAAAGGAAGCACAUCUUCUUGCAAAAAGCAGAGAGAAAUUAGAAGAUCUUGAAAAGUCGAUGUUGACAAAAGUGAAGGAAAGCAAGAAUCUUCAACAGAAGCUACGUAAUGUGCAAGAAAGGCUAAAGAGCACUUCAAAUGAGUUUGAUGAUUAUGAUGAUGCUGUAGAUUGUAGAAUCGAAUUAGAGAUGGAGGAACUUGAGUACAAAAAGGAGGAAUGCGAUCAGGAUAUUAACAAGCUUUAUGAAAGAUUAGAAGAAGAAAGACAACAAUACAUUGAUAUACUUAAAUGCAAAGAGGAUUAUGUCAUCAUUGGCAAAGAAUACAGGGAAGCAAGGCAGAUUAUGAUGAAGGUUUUAGGCAACCAGGCUGCUGCAGAUGUGCAGAAAGAGGUGUUCUGGGCUUCAAAUGCACUCGAUCUCGUUGAACAGGGUGUAGACCCUUCAGAAUCUCCAUUAUGUGGCGGCUGGAGACCUUUAGGAAGAGACAAAGAUGUUACUGUCAUGAGAAAGAUAUUGAAGAACGGCGUUCAGUGCUUCAUUGGCUGUGGUGUGAUCAAGGUCGCACCUCGUGUUGUUUGGGAGUCCGUACGAAAUCCACUGUCCCGUUUUAUCUAUGACAAUCUUUUGAAGAAAAUCAACGUUGUCGAACAUGUGGCUGAUAAUCUUAAAGUUGUUUAUAUGCGUCAUGAGGGUAGAGUCUGCGUCAUGAGGCAUAGUCGGGAUUCCUGUAUAAUUCACUCCGAACGAGACCAGAGUGACAUGAUGAUAGCCGCGUCACAGUCCGUCGAACAUCCCGACUGUCCUGAAUUCCCAAACAUCAUUCGAAUGAAGCUCCUUCCAAGUGGUUGGGCUGUCGAGCCUCACUUUGUGGAUUGCAAUGAAUGGUCUUUGGUGUGGUAUAUAGUGAAGGUGAACCUUGGAGGGUCGCUGCCCAACGCAUUGUUAAAUUUCCUGUGCAAGAGGCUGCCGUUGAGCAUCGCAUACCUGAGGUCAUACCUCAUUUUAAACUAAUGUUAGCAAUUAUCGACAUAUUAGUAAACAAUUAAAUUGCAAAAAUAUUGGAGUUAUUAUAUAUAAGGAAUCGCUAUCCACCUCAUAUUUUAUAAAAUCUAAAAUUGGGAAAACUUUUUAUGAUAAUUAAAAAAAUCAUUAAAUUCUUGCUUUAAGAAUAGAGUUCUAAAGUGAUGACGUCACUCAAAUCUUUUUUAGAAUUUUUUGAUUUGGAUCCCAUAACCUGAAAGAGCAUCAUGAAAUACCUCUAAAUUUGCAAAAUCAGGCAAGUGUAUUACGAAAUGGCAGAGAUAUGGCCACAUGUUUAUUGGUUCUCUCCCCAUCAAACCUCUGUAUUUUGGUCUCUGUUCUUAACUUUAUAAACAGAGCCAAAAUAACAGUGAUUCCUUAGCAAACUUUAAAUCUUUCAUUGUGAUCUUUUGCCUAUUUGAAAGUAUUUCAUGGUGAUCUGUUACGCUAUGUGGUUAAAAUUCAAAAAUUCUAAAAAGGUUUUUGAUGACGUCACAUUUUAGAACUCUAUUUGCAGGUUUAAAAGAAUCAUUAUAAACGUAUUAUUUUAUUAAUAUGCAGCUGUAAAUAUUAUUUAAUUGAUGCAUCUCGAAAAAAAUCAUAAAUUGUAGGUAUUCAAGUCGAGGUGCUGGUAAAUAUUUUCGAUAAAAUUACGAUACAUUUGUUUAUGGAUAAAUUUAUCUGAAUUGUUUACAAUACCAGUAGUGAGGCUGUUUUAACCAUGAAAGCGAACAUUUUGAAUCUGCGUGAAUUCUUCUGUG
Molecule: messenger RNA, 6272 nt
Organism: Rhopilema esculentum
Lineage: Eukaryota; Metazoa; Cnidaria; Scyphozoa; Rhizostomeae; Rhizostomatidae
Biological process (GO): microtubule-based movement
Molecular function (GO): microtubule binding; ATP binding; microtubule motor activity
Source: RefSeq, a predicted model, not a curated record